AUGGGUCUCUUCUCAAACCCUCUGCGGUCUCGCGAGAACCGCGGGGCCAGAUUACCCAAGUACGAGCAGCUGAGUCCGUUGCGAACCAAGGAGCGUCUCUCCAAUGACGACGACGACUACUACUCCGACGAAGACACGGACGGUUACUCUACCACAUCGACAUCCUCACCAAGUGCGAGGAGCUCAAGAAAUACCUCGUCUUCCCUCUCCAGCGCCGCCUUGAUGCUGCCGAAACGAGCGCUCGCUACUGCCCGCCGACCGCGAACCCACAUGUACAGGUUGCCCAACCGCAUCAUCAGAUAUCUCUGCUUUGGUCUGCUCACCUUUAUGCUGGUCAUGAUCAUGUCAUUGGCGCGCGCCAGUCAUGUUGAGAACAAGAUGAUUUCGGAGGGAAAGGUGGAGAAGAAGCCGGACCCUCCCCCCGUAUGGGAAUCCUUCGGCUUUCUCCAAAGAUACUAUGGCGGUAUCAGAUCAGUUGUUCCCCCCACGAACUAUAUUCCCUCUUACCCUCGGUCCGAGGAUGAGACUCCCCUGGAUCAGCUCGACAUCAACACAACGGCGACUGCUACCAGCGAAGAUGGCAUUGACGACGCCGUGAGGCGAUCGGUGCCCAAGAGCAAGAUGUUCCUCGAUCACCCCGACUCCAUUUUCAACACCAAGCCCGAGAAGAUUACUGAGUGCUUUGUCGACAAGGAGAACAAGGUUCGUGUGCCGCCGAUUCGCUACUUCGACGGCCGACCCCAAGGAUUCCCCCAGCACGUCGAGGGAUCCUACGAGCUCCUGAACCUUCCUGAGAACAUCUGCUACGAGCGCUUCGGACGCUACGGUCCUUAUGGCUUCGGAUACUCCGUCCCCGCCGGUGGUCUUGGCGUCGGUGAACACGGCGAGAAGGAGGGCUCCGAGGCCGUCUGGGAACAGGCUGCCAAGGUGGAUUGGCGCAAAGUCAACUGGGCGGAUGCUCAGCAACGAUGCUACCAGUCCAAUGCGCAAAGAUUCAAGGCCAUGCCGCCCAAGGUCCCAAUGGCGCGUGGUUUCUACAUUGACGAGCCUAUUCAAAACGCUACCUUGGUUGCCCGCGAUCCCCUGGACAACUUGGAGCCCACCGCGAAACCCGUCCAAGAUGGCAAGCCCGAGGAGAAGAGCGAGAGCAAGCCUGCCAGCGAAGAGCCAAAGAAGGACGAAGAGAAGGGCGCUCGCACUGCGGUCGUGAUCCGUGUCUGGGACGAGUACAACUGGCGCGAGGAUGAUAUUAUGAACGUCCGAUCCGUCAUUUCCGAGUUGGCCCUGGCCUCUGGCGGACGCUACGACAUCCACCUCCUCGUUCAGAUCAAGAAUGACGCCGCCCACCCCGUCUUCGCCGACCACGAAGUUUACGAGCGCCGUAUCAGGGAACGUAUUCCAGAAGAGUUCAGAGGUCUUGUGACGCUGUGGACAGAGACACAGAUGCUCUCCCUCUACCAGGGUCUCUUUGACCUGUUCACCCGUGGUCCCGACCUGCCAGUUCAUGGUGUUUAUCGCGGUCUUUCGAUGGCUAUGCAGUAUUUUGCAUACCAGCACCCCGAAUACGACUACUACUGGUCUUGGGAGAUGGACAUCCGCUACACUGGACACUACUACGACCUCUUCAGCAAGAUGGAGAACUGGGCCAAGGAGCAGCCUCGAAAGGGCCUUUGGGAACGCAACUCCCGUUUCUACCUCCCGAGUGUUCACGGCUCAUGGGAGGACUUUAGACAGAUGGCUCGCGUUCAAUCUGAGAUGGGCACUGACGGAGCCGACAACAUGUGGAAGAACAUGCCCGGCGCAAAGAGCAAGGACGGCAAGGAUCCCACUCAGGUUUCUCGCGCAGAGAAGACUAUCUGGGGCCCGGAGCGACCUCUGAAUGAGGAGGAUUGGUUUGAGAUCGAAAAGGACCCCAAGCCCCCUACCAGCUACGAGAAGGACAAGUACAAAUGGGGAGUCGGCGAAGAGGCUGAUCUGAUCUCCUUCAACCCCAUUUUUGACCCUGAAGGCACCACUUGGCUCCUGUCGGAAGACAUCACCGGAUACAACAAGAACAACCGCAACGAGCGCAUGCCUCCGAGAAGAGCGCACAUCAUCACCGCGUCGCGCAUGUCCCGUCGCCUCUUGAUGACGAUGCACCGCGAGACGGCUUUUAAGAAGCACUUCGCAUUCCCCGAGAUGUGGCCUGCCACGGUUGCCUUCCACCACGGAUACAAGGCCGUCUUCGCACCUCACCCCAUGUAUGUCGACAGGGAGUGGCCCACAGAGUACAUGGCCCAGGUCCUCAACGGUGGCAAGAACGGCGCUAGUGGUGGUUCUCGCACAGCUGUGUUUGGCCAGCGCGAGCACAACUUGCGUGGUUUGUCCUGGUUCUACAACUCUGGUUUCGCCCCGAACUUGUACCGCAGAUGGCUUGGCCUCAGGGUUAACAACGACGGUGGCGAGGAGUUCGAGAAGACCGAGGACACCACCAAGGAUGGCUCGAGCGUCGGCCAGAUGCGCGGCGGCGAGGGCCGCAUGUGCCUGCCGCCAAUGCUCAUCCACCCCGUCAAGGGUGUUGAGUUGCCUGUGGAGGCGAUACCCGAGGAAGACAAGGAGAAUGCCGUUCCGGAGUCUGAUCCUAAUGCAUGA
This is a messenger RNA of Colletotrichum gloeosporioides, 2631 nucleotides long. RefSeq lists its product as uncharacterized. Lineage: Eukaryota; Fungi; Ascomycota; Sordariomycetes; Glomerellales; Glomerellaceae. The record is from RefSeq and is a predicted model, not a curated record. The transcript has a single exon. The coding region runs from base 1 to 2631 and encodes 876 amino acids.